Molecule: messenger RNA, 789 nt
Organism: Aureobasidium namibiae CBS 147.97
Lineage: Eukaryota; Fungi; Ascomycota; Dothideomycetes; Dothideales; Saccotheciaceae
Product: ESCRT-2 complex
Exons: 2
Coding region: 1-789 (262 amino acids)
Biological process (GO): protein transport to vacuole involved in ubiquitin-dependent protein catabolic process via the multivesicular body sorting pathway
Cellular component (GO): ESCRT II complex
Source: RefSeq, a predicted model, not a curated record
AUGGCGAACAUCAGAAAGGGAGUCGGUCUAUCCGCCUUCUCGCGAAACGCUCUCACUUCAGAUCAUUAUGCCUCUCACGGCGCUGCUCUACGCUCAGCCCAUGCCGACUCCUUAGCAAACCAGCUCUCAGUCUUUCAGGCCGCUCUCCAUUCGUUCUCCCUUACUCAUGGCGCUGAAAUCCGCUCUAAUCCAACGUUCAGGGCUGAAUUUGCCCGCAUGUGCAAUGCCAUCGGAGUCGACCCACUUGCCAGCUCCAAUCACAAGACUCUCAAAAGUGGUAAGAAUGAAGGCGGAAGUUUUUGGUCGCAGAUGCUUGGUGGCAGUGUCAACGACUUCUACUUUGAACUUGCUGUCAGAGUUGUCGAAGUUUGCCGCGAAACUCGGUCAGAGAACGGUGGCAUGAUCGAAGUGCCUCAGGUGCGAAAACGUGUUGAGAAAGGAAGAGGCAUUGGUGGAGGACUUGAGGUGUCCGAUGAUGAUAUCCUCCGCGCUGUCAAGUCACUGGAACCUCUCGGCUCUGGCUUCACUGUCAUGAAGAUUGGCUCCAAGCAGAUGAUCCGCUCGGUACCGAAGGAGCUCAAUACUGAUCAGUCCACUGUUCUGGAGGCAAUACAAGUGCUAGGUUACGUGACUGUCUCUAUGCUUCAACUUAAUCUAGGUUGGGAGCGUGCAAGAGCAGUUGCUGUCAUUGACGAUCUUGUUGCCGACUCUCUCGUAUGGUUAGAUGCACAGGCCGACGAAAAAGAAUACUGGAGUCCAGCGCUGAUGCACGAGAUUGGAGGCGAUUGA